AUGGUUGUUCUAGCUGCCUCAAUUACUACGACUAGUGGUAAGCCUCUUUUAUCUAGGCAAUUCAAGGAUCUAUCCAAAGAUCGUGUCUUAGAAUUGUUAUCCAAUUUCCAAAACUUAGUGUCUAACAUUUCUUCUGAUCAUACUUUUGUUGAGGAUAGACACGUGAGAUAUGUUUACAAACCAUUUGAUGAAUUUUAUAUUAUCUUGAUCACCAAUCGUCAAUCAAAUAUUAUUCAAGAUUUGACUACUUUGAAUCUAUUUUCCCAAACUAUCACUACACAUGUUAACAAUUAUGAUGAAUAUGAAAUCUAUGAAAAUGCUUUCGGAAUCUUGAGUUCCUUCGAUGAAAUUAUAUGCAUGGGUUAUAAGGAGAACUUAUCUGCCACUCAAGUUUCUAACUUUUUGUCUAUGGAAUCUCAUGAGGAAAAGAUUCAAGAUAUUAUUGAGCGUAACAAAGAAAUGGAGGCUACUGAAGAAAGAAAACGUCGUGCCAAAGAAAUUGCAAGAAGAGAACAAGAUAGAAAGAAUGGUAUUGUUGGACCAGAUGGUAUGACGCCAGAGAUUGCUAAAUUUUCCGGUAGUAAUGAUCCAAAUGUUAAAAACGCAUUCAACAGUUACUACACCCAUGCUUCCGCCACGGCUUCUCAAGCUUAUGCCAAAGAGUCCGAGCAUUUGUAUACUGUUCCUUCCAGAUACGGUAAUGGAACAUCUUAUAACACCAACAGGAAGAAGGAAGUUGAAGCAAUGGGUCAUUCCAAAGUGGCCGGUUCCAGUUCAAACUUCAAACCAGGCGGAAGCAAAGCUUCUUUCUUCAGCAAUGAAGAAGAGUCAAAACCAACUAAUAAUGGUAUACUGCUUUCAGUGAAUGAAACAAUAAAUGCAUCUUUCAAUCGUGAUGGUUCCAUCGAAUCAUCUGAAUUGAAAGGUGUCUUCGAGAUUCGUGUCAACGAUUCUUCUUACGCUGAUUCGGUAAUUAAACUGUCUGAUUCUGUUGACGUUAAGGAUCGUUCGCUCCAAUUCAAAACACAUCCAAACAUUAACAAGGCUCAAUUCUUAAAUGAAAAGACUAUCGCCUUAAAGGACAGCUCAAAAUCAUUCCCACACAACGAUCAAAGUCUCGGUGUCCUAAGAUGGAGAAAAGUCGGAAAGGCCGACGACACUUCUCUUGUACCAUUAGAGUUAGCCACCUGGGUUACACCAAACUCAACAGGUUCAUCGUUUGAUGUUACUAUUGAAUUCGAAGUUAACCAAGAUUUCCAAGAUAUUAAGAUUGAAAACCUAGGGUUUUUCGUUCCUAUUCCAACAUCUUCUAUUAAAAUAAACGAAGAUAACAACGAUUUCGAUGCAUCGGUAGUGGAUAUUAAUGAUGAAGUUGGUAUUGUUUUAAAAAUCGGUUCCCCAUUGGAAUCAGGUCAAACUGGUUCAGUUAGUUUCACCAUCGAGAGUGAGGCAGAAGAAGCAUUAUUCCCAAUUGAUACAUCGUUCAUUGUUAAGGAUACUUCAAUUAGCGGUGUUAACAUAGAAUACAUUGCAAACCGUGAAGAUACUGCUGAUGUAUACCCUUACGACCUAAUAAUGAGUCUCAGUAGCGAUGAAUACAAUAUUGUGUAA
This is a messenger RNA of Maudiozyma barnettii, 1611 nucleotides long. It is a transcript of the gene RET2, whose product is annotated as coatomer subunit delta. NCBI's taxonomy places the organism in Eukaryota, Fungi, Ascomycota, Saccharomycetes, Saccharomycetales, Saccharomycetaceae. The record is from RefSeq and is a predicted model, not a curated record. The transcript has a single exon. Gene Ontology annotation, biological process: Golgi localization; retrograde vesicle-mediated transport, Golgi to endoplasmic reticulum; endoplasmic reticulum to Golgi vesicle-mediated transport. Bases 1 to 1611 code for a protein of 536 amino acids. Gene Ontology annotation, cellular component: cytosol; COPI vesicle coat.